Molecule: messenger RNA, 2849 nt
Organism: Pygocentrus nattereri (red-bellied piranha)
Lineage: Eukaryota; Metazoa; Chordata; Actinopteri; Characiformes; Serrasalmidae
Gene: atp1b4
Product: ATPase Na+/K+ transporting subunit beta 4
Exons: 9
Coding region: 171-1220 (349 amino acids)
Biological process (GO): potassium ion transport; regulation of DNA-templated transcription; sodium ion transport
Cellular component (GO): sodium:potassium-exchanging ATPase complex; nuclear inner membrane
Source: RefSeq, a predicted model, not a curated record
CCCACUUGUUGCUUCAGUACAGCCCCAUUCAGUAGGAUGCUCGCCCUGUAGCAGGAGCCUCUCCGUUCCGCCGCGGUGAAGCUCAUGAAAUCACAGCCGACUCCUUCAUCGCAGCACCGUUAACCAGCCGGGAGACCUCUUUGACUGUACAGUACAUUUUGUGAAGCAUCAUGGAGGCCGAGUGCACCGCGGGGGGCGCUGAGGAGCUCAACUCGGAAACCUCAGCACCCAAAGCGCGUGCUGGAUCACUGCACAAGCAUUCCCAUGAACUGGCCGAAGCCCUGGAGGUAGAACAAGAGGGACUGGUAGAGCACCAGCCUCUGGAGCAGGACGACCUCAACUUUGAGAGAUGGAAACCUAAGCCAAAGCCCAAGAGAACGCUGCAUGAGAAAAUUGGAGACCUUAAAACGUACCUGUGGAACCCCGAGACCAAGGAGUUCAUGGGCCGCUCAGGAAAGAGCUGGAGCCUCAUUCUUUUCUUCUACUCAGCGUUGUACAUUUUCCUUGCGGCCAUGUUUGCUGGCUGCAUGUGCUGUCUGAUGUGGUCCAUCAGCCCCUACGCUCCAACCUACAACGACAGAGUGAUGCCUCCAGGCAUGACCAUGACCCCACAUGUUCAUGAUGUUCAUGGAUUUGAGAUUAUCUUCAAUGCCUCGGAUCGCAGCUCAUGGAAGAAGUAUGCCCGAGCGCUGGAAGCUCAGCUUAAACCCUAUGAUGAUGCAGUUCAGGAGAGGCGUAAUAUUGCAUGCAUGCAGGAUGCAUAUUUCAUGCAGGACGACCUGGAGGAGAGCGCUGAGAGAAAAUCGUGCCAGUUUAAGAGGUCCUGGCUGGGGCCGUGUUCUGGGCUGCAGGAAAGGGACUUUGGCUACUCUGCAGGAAAGCCCUGCAUCCUCCUCAAAAUGAACCGGAUUCUUGGGUAUUUCCCUGGACAAGGUACUCCGGUGAACGUUGACUGUGGGGUUAAAAAAGGGACACCUGAGGCCCUUGGAGAUGUUGAAUUCUAUCCAAAAAACAUUUUCAACUUGAUGUACUAUCCUUACUAUGGCAAGCUCAGACAUGUAAACUACACUUCUCCAUUGGUGGCUGUGCGCUUUCCUAAUCUCCAGCUUGACACUCAUCUACAUGUUCAAUGUAAGCUAAAUGGCAAGGGCAUCAUCAAUGAUUCACCUACUGACCGCUUCCUCGGUAGUGUGUCCUUCACUCUAGAAGUGGGAGCAUAGUGCUAGAGUAGGCCUGCAAAGGAACAAAACUUAAACUUCUCAGUGUACAUUAUGGUUAAAUAGUCCACUGUACUUUCAUUGCCCAUGUUGUCCCGCCUCUGUGCCUUCCACUUGUAUUUAAUGCAACAUUAUUGCAUACAGCGUACUCGCCCACGGUCAGAAUGCUCCAGUAGGCUAGUGUAGUUUCAACUGAAGAGCAGCGAACACUGCCGUUACAGAAUAUAAUAGUAAAAAGAUUUAUUUCAUUUCAUCCUGUGUUAAUAUUUUCUAGGUUAGCCAAUAAUCAAGUGUAACAAAUGUAGUUUUUAAGACAAACUUGUUCAAAUGCAGACUUAUACACUGUACAGUAUGGAGAUCUAUGGCAUCAGUUUACUAUAGAGAAUUAACUUGUAAGUCUCUACUUUCAGUCAGAUGGUACAUUUAUAUAGCUAAAUAUAUGUAACUUUAAAUGACGAACAGUAGGAUUUCUUUUUUUGGGUUUUACAUGACAGUGACCCAUUUUUUUGCUUCUUUUGUAAAAGUCUAAAAUCUGUCAGGCCAUACAAGGGAUGAUUUUGUUUAACGGAUUAAAUUGCUCUUUUAUAAAUAAAUGGAUCAAAGAAGAAGCAAAAGCAAAAACAGAUUUAUGUGAAUUACUUUAACCAAUAUAUGGGUGCAAUGAAUUAGCUGGAAAAAGCCCAUUAAGGCCAGUUGGAUUUACCAAAAGAAAUAUUUCACUUAUUUUAAUAUAUAGUAAUAUUUCUAAUACUGAUAUAUGCUAAGUGAAUAAAUUUAGUGCUUAUAGAUUAAUAUAUAUAGUGAUAAUACAUAUGAAUACUCCAAGCCUUCAUUCUGGUAUAUGAAGCACCCAAGAACUUGAGAUACAAGUGUAAGAAAUGUCAUUUGUGCAGCUGUUCAUUGGAAAUAUGUAUAGCCAGUUUAACCUUUACAGAAUUUGAACUGUAUUUCUGUAAAAAAUUCCAUAGUGUCACCAGAUCAGAUACGUAAACCCAAAAUCUGUUAAAAAAUUAUUCGGAUUUGAAUGGCCUUUGUGAAAAAGUAAUCCCAGUAAAAGCAGUAAACCUUCUAUCACAGUGCUUGCUCUUUUUUUAUAACAAUCUGUUGUGUUUUAGAAUUGAUUUCUUUGUACUACAUAAAGAACUAAAUUGAUUUAUGUUUAUUAGUACCACUAAUUUUUUUUUUUUGCUCAGAGACAAAUGUAUUUUUCCAGAGACAAAUGUAUGAAUUGUGGUUCUUUUCAUGAUCUUAUCAGUUAUAUUAUAAAAUUUAUUUUCUUGAAGUGAAACAUAACCUGACCUCUCGAGCAGAUAGUGAACAUUUUACACGCACAAACACAAUCCCAGAAUUAUGUGCAGUUCAGUAUCAUUAUAGGGUGGGAAAAAAAACAUUGUGCCUGCUUGGUUUUCUGUAAGAAGGACUUCAACAGUAUUAUUUAUUAAUUGUGUUUGCGUAAUUGACAUGGUACAAUCAGUUAUCAAGAGUGGUGGUUAGAUGGAAAUCAGAAACUGCAUGUUGGCGGUUCAGUGAAUGCGGUGAACCAUCAAACAGCAGACAAGCGUGCCGGCUCAUGUUUUUAAGAAGCACUCCUAAUGUUCUAGACAUAAUAAAGAUGGAACAGAAUUAACGAAA